Molecule: messenger RNA, 2453 nt
Organism: Copidosoma floridanum
Lineage: Eukaryota; Metazoa; Arthropoda; Insecta; Hymenoptera; Encyrtidae
Biological process (GO): positive regulation of DNA-templated transcription; cell fate specification; heart development
Cellular component (GO): nucleus; chromatin
Molecular function (GO): RNA polymerase II cis-regulatory region sequence-specific DNA binding; DNA-binding transcription factor activity, RNA polymerase II-specific
Source: RefSeq, a predicted model, not a curated record
CGGUCGAAUGUGUACGGCUGUCGUUUGACUGUAACGUGACAUUAUAUAGUUAAACAACCUCGACCAAAGUGUGCUUAGUGUAUAUUUAUAUCCGUACGUCUAUGUCAAACGCGCAUACGUUAUUCUAAACACGGACAAUCCGAGGAUCAGUGGAUCGGGCCCCAAGUGAUGCGCAAGCAAUCAAUAAAACACUCGUUGAGUGCAAUUUAAAAGCCAAACAAUCGAACAAGAGACCCGUAUGUGUGUAUACGUAUAUGUAUCAUGUACGGGUAAAAAUAAUAUCAAGUAUACCUAUUAUCUUAUGUGAGCUGGUCGUGCGAAUCCGAGGAUUGAGAGUACCACAGAGGAGGUGCGCGGGUGCGGUCGGUGAGUGUAUAAGUAACUCCCAGCCGUCGGGCCGCGCGUUACAUCUCCGACGACGACGGUGCGUUUGUCCAGAGAAUCCGGGGCGAGUAGUUAUCGCAGGUGUGUACAACCAUAGCCGAGAUGCCGACCAAGGGUGAACGCGGCAAGUCGACGGACUUUAGUAUCGCGGCCAUAAUGGCGCCCAGGGGCCCGUCCUUCGGACACCACCAUCACCACCAUCACCAUUACCACCUGCAGGGCUUGGCAGCUACCGCCGCCGGCAAUGCUGCCACAGCAGCGGCCACCGCGGCCAACACCAUCGACCUGGAAUGCGCCGAUGUUGGCAAGGCGCCCUACACUCUAUCGGACAGCAGCAGUAGCCCCACUGGCCUGGACCACCGGUUGGGCUCGUCGCCGGUGAACAUCGUGGCGACGGCGACGGUGGUGACGGACGAGGCGCUCCUCGACGAGGACGAGCUGGACGAGUCGAGCGGCAACGGCAUAGACGUCGAGAGCGUGGCGACCGACAAGUCGACCAACGACCCCGAGGACGACGAGGAGGUCGACGUCGAGGAGUGCAGCAGCGUGGACGAGGGCCCCAUAUCCGUCAUACCCACGGAGAAUCUGUUGAAACGGCGCAAGUCCUGCCGGGAGGAGGAGGAGGAGGAGACCGGCCAUCACCAGCAGCCGGCCGCGAAAAAACGGCGCAGACACCAGACGGCGCCCACGUGCAACUCGGAGGAGCUGCGCGAGGUGGAGUGCCACUUGGAGACCAAGGAGCUCUGGGACAAGUUCAACGACCUUGGCACGGAGAUGAUCAUCACCAAGACCGGCAGGCGGAUGUUCCCGACGUGUCGGGUGUCGUUCAGCGGCCUAAAGAACGACAGCCAGUACGCGGUGCUGAUGGACAUUGUGCCGGUGGACAACAAGCGCUACCGGUACGCCUACCACAAGAGCUCGUGGCUCGUGGCCGGCAAGGCCGAUCCACCGGCCCCGGCGAGGCUCUACGUGCACCCCGACUCGCCCUUCAAGGGCGAACAGCUCAGGAAGCAAGUCGUCUCCUUCGAGAAGGUCAAGCUCACCAACAACGAGAUGGACAAGCAGGGACAGAUUAUACUUAAUUCGAUGCAUCGUUACCAGCCGAGGAUACACUUGGUUAGGUGCAGAAACAACGGAAACGCCCCGAUUACCGAUCUCGAGAAGGAGGAGCACAAGACCUUCAUAUUUCCCGAGGCCAUUUUCACCGCCGUCACCGCUUACCAAAACCAGCUGAUAACGAAGUUGAAAAUCGACAGCAACCCGUUCGCCAAAGGUUUUCGGGACUCCUCGCGGCUAACGGACUUUGACCGAGAUCCCAUGGAGCUGAUGGAGCAGCAGCUCGUGAGGUGCGGCGUGCCACCGAUCCGGCUGUACGAGCACUUGGCGAUGACCUCGCCCACCGCCGCCCUCCAGCAGCACCACCACCACCACCACCACCACCAGCAGCAGCAACAACAGUCGCCACCACCGAGUUCGCAGUCUUGGCUGGCCCCCUCCGCGGCCCUCCUCUACGCCGCAGCGGCAGCUCGGGGAGCCGCGCCCCCACUGCCGCCACCCCCGCCAGCUCCCGGCGGCUACCCCUACCCCGACUCGGCGGCCGGGUGGCCCUGGCGACCGGCCCCGGUAGCUCUCAUGGCACCCAGGCGCGCCUCCCCCCCGACCGCCGCUACGGCCGGGCUGAGGUUCGCCCCCUACCACCCCCCCACCUCCAGCGGCUCGACGACGCCGCCCGCGACGACGCAACAGCAGCUCAUCGGCCGAGCCCAGCAGCCCAGGUCGACCAGCCCCAAUUAGCGCUCGGCCGGGCGGACGGGCGCGUCUGCCGCUACUCCUGCCAAUGCCGACUCAAGCGCCGACGACGACGACUGCUCGCGGCUCGAUUGCGAGGAGUAGACGGAGAGGGGCUCUUGCGAUUCGUCCCCUCCCCCUCCCCCCUCUCUCACUGAACAAAUCGAUCGACGAAACGCGCGCAAGUUUCGUAUUGUCCCACGCGUGUAGACCCCUCGCGGGUGCGCUGUACUUUGAACCGAUCGGGCAACUUUCACCGUCGCUGGAGCAAAUUUUACCUC